Impatiens glandulifera is the source of this 2952-nucleotide messenger RNA. Its product is annotated as cysteine-rich receptor-like protein kinase 25. The transcript has 9 exons. Gene Ontology annotation, molecular function: ATP binding; protein kinase activity. The record is from RefSeq and is a predicted model, not a curated record. Lineage: Eukaryota; Viridiplantae; Streptophyta; Magnoliopsida; Ericales; Balsaminaceae. Bases 167 to 2734 code for a protein of 855 amino acids. Gene Ontology annotation, biological process: protein phosphorylation.
UUAAAUUCAACACUUAGAUCCUGCGAAGAGACAACUAUUGGACUGGGAAAGGCGAUACAAGAUCAUAGGAGGGGUAGCACGAGGACUGCUAUACCUUCACGAAGAUUCAAGGCUUCGAAUUAUUCACCGUGAUCUAAAAGCUAGUAACGUCUUGUUAGAUUCGAAGAUGAAUGCAAAAAUUGCAGAUUUUGGGAUGGCUAGAUUGUCUGUAAUGGAUGAAACUCAAGGAAAUACUAGGAGAAUUGUUGGGACCUAUGGAUACAUGGCUCCAGAGUAUGCAAUGCAUGGAAACUUUUCAGUCAAAUCAGAUGUAUUCAGUUUCGGUGUUUUAGUGCUUGAGAUCGUGAGUGGUCAACGAAACAACUCGUUUCGCAAUGGAGAAAACGUGGAAGAUUUAUUGAGCUUUGCUUGGAAAAGUUGGAAGGAAGGAACGGCUUCAAACUUGAUAGAUCCAACGGUGAGAGGUGGAAGGGAAUCGAUAAGCGAGAUUGUGAGAUGUAUUCAUAUUGGUCUUUUGUGUUGUCAAUCUAAAGUGGCGGAUAGACCGACAAUGGCUUCUGUGGUUCUCAUGCUUAACAGCUUCUCUCUUACACUUGCAUUACCUUCAGAACCCGCUUUCUUUAAUGGUGUAAGGACCGAAUACACUACUACAUCUCAAGAGGAGGAUAUUAACUUCUCCAACAAUGAUAUUUCAUUGAGCCAGAUAGUUUGGAUUUGGAUCAUCAUUAGAAUCGUUCUUCUUCUUCAAUUACCCAUCACGACUUUUAUCCGUUUAGCCAGAGCCGCCGAGCCAAACUAUGUGAACCACUUCUGUGUGAACACCGGAAACUACACCAACGCCAGCACCUACCAAACAAACCUUAACAAUCUCCUUUCCUCUCUCCCCUCCAUCGUUGAUCAAUAUGGCUUCACCAAUUCCACCGCCGGCCGUGACCCCGACCGGGUUUACGCUCUCGUCCUCUGCCGUGGAGACGUCGAUGUCGACAGCUGCCGUAGUUGCACUAUAUCCUCUGUUUCUAGGCUUCCAGCAGCGCUCUGCCCAGGAUACAAAGACGCAAUCUUGUGGUUCGAUCUAUGUAUGCUUCGCUACUCCAGCCGGUCUAUUACCGGUUUCAUAUCAACCGGUCAACAUUUCUUCUUAGUCAACCCAUACAACGCCACUAGUAUAGUUCAAUUUAACUAUGCCUUGAUGACGUUCCUGACCCAUCUGAGAACAACAGCUGCAGCCGGCGGCCCACUCCGGAAAUUCGCCGCAGGGAAUACGACGGGGCCGGACUUUCAGAAGCUUUAUGCUCUUGUGCAGUGCACACCUGAUUUAUCGGAGCAACUAUGUAAUGAUUGCUUAAAGAGGGCUAUGUCGGAAAUUCCGGAUUGCUGCGAUGGAAAGGUCGGCGUUAGAGUAUUUUACCCUAGUUGUACUUUAUGGUCUGAGAAUUAUCCCUUCUUUGAUGUGAUAGCUGUUCAAGCUUUAUCGCCGCCGCCGCCGCCGCCGUCUUCUGUAGAAGCACCAUCUUUCAUUUCUGGUUCAGCAGAAAAGCAGAGUAACAAGAAUCGAACGGCGAUCAUUGGUAUUGCUGUUUCCAUUAGCAUCCUAGGGAUUCUGAUUCUCAUUAUCUCUACUUGGUUGAUCUUCUCAAAGAGAAGGAAGCAAAGAAGAUCAAUCCAGAAUGUGAAGAUAGAUGGUAUGAGCACUUUUGAAACAUUGCAAUACACCACUGAUACAAUUCGAGCUGCCACAAAUGAUUUCUCCGAUGAUAAUAAGCUUGGGCAAGGCGGUUUUGGUGCAGUUUACAAGGGUAAACUUGCUAAUGGUCAAGAUGUUGCUGUAAAAAGAUUAUGUAGAGGGGGUGGUCAAGGUGAAGAGGAAUUCAAGAAUGAAAUCGUGCUGCUGGCCAAUCUUCAGCAUAGGAACCUGGUUAGAAUUCUCGGGUUCUGUCUCCAAGGAACGAACAUGCUUUUAGUUUAUGAAUUGUUCGCCAACUCGAGCCUUGAUCGCUUUUUAUUUGAUCCUGUCAAGAGAGCACAACUUGAUUGGAGAAAGCGACACAAGAUCAUAACAGGGGUUGCUAGAGGAAUGUUAUAUCUUCACGAAGAUUCAAGGCUGCGAAUCAUUCACCGUGAUUUAAAAGCUGGCAAUGUUUUGUUAGAUGCAGAGAUGAAUGCAAAAAUUUCAGAUUUUGGAAUGGCUAGAUUAUUUGCGAGGGAUGAAACUCGAGGAAAUACCAGGAGAAUAGCAGGGACUUACGGUUACAUGGCUCCAGAGUAUGCAUUGCAUGGUCAGUUCUCGGUGAAGUCGGAUGUCUUCAGCUUUGGCUUGUUGAUACUUGAGAUUGUGUGUGGUAAAAAGAACUCUCAGGACAAUGGCGAUUAUGUGGAACACCUUUUGAGUAACGUUUGGAGAAGUUGGAGAGAUGGAGAAGGGAAUGAAAUGAGUUGUGAUGAUAUCAUAGAUCCAAUAAUGCUCAGAGAUAAUAGAAUGGAUCAUACCAUAAUGAUGAUGAUGAAGAGGUGCAUUCAUACUGGACUUUUGUGCUGUCAAGAGAAUGCUGAAAACAGACCAACAAUGGCCGGAGUAGUUCAAAUGCUUAACAAUUUGCCUCUCACCAGCUUGCCAUCACCCUUUAAACCUGGGUUUUACAUGCAUGGCGGUGAUGAUGAUCAUCAUGGGCCGAAUCAAAACUCUCAACAAUAUUCAAAUCAGGAGGAUUCCAUCUCUCAUGUUUAUCCCAGAUGAGAAUCAAUGGAUCAAAAAGAUAAUCCUUCCUAGACCCCUUUAAGCACAAGGAAAAAAAAAAUGUAAUUUGUGGCUGCUGGGAUUCGAGCCCAGGUCUCCACGGCCACAACGUGGAAUUCUUACCACUAAACUACAGCCACUUUGGUGCUAAAAUAAGUAUAUAAAUUUAAUAAUAGAUUUUUACCACUAGUUUGUUGUGUAGUGAAUUACUCCUUUCU